Molecule: messenger RNA, 1615 nt
Organism: Panicum virgatum (switchgrass)
Lineage: Eukaryota; Viridiplantae; Streptophyta; Magnoliopsida; Poales; Poaceae
Product: dehydrodolichyl diphosphate synthase CPT3-like
Exons: 3
Coding region: 452-1363 (303 amino acids)
Biological process (GO): polyprenol biosynthetic process
Cellular component (GO): endoplasmic reticulum
Source: RefSeq, a predicted model, not a curated record
CGGAGUACCUGCUCUCCAGUCCACCUCGGCGUCCGGCCGUUUCAACCUCGUUUUUAUUCGCGUCACGGGGGCGUCGUGGCGGUGGUGGUCCCCGCCUGCUCUCCGCGCGUUCCAGAGGCGGAGGGAGAGGCGACGGGGCGGGUACAAAUUCCCUUCCAGAACCUGCCGCUCCCCACCACUGGCACCCCGUCCGCCAGUCCGCCUCAGCUCUCUCUGCCUCACGCUCCCGUGCCGAGUCCCCUGACUCUCGCAGGUCAGGUGUGCCCCUCUUGCAGUCGCUCUCUGCUCCUGCUCGCCAUGUGCUCGAUGAAUUAGCUGUGUGGCGGGUAUACCUCUGUUGUCUGUUGGGUCUUGUUUGAGCCGAUCGGUCCAUUGGAGUGGAGCGGCGAUGUGGUCCUAAUCCAGCAGCUGGUUACCGCUUUGGUAAUUGGCUGCCCCCCUCAUUAUCACAAUGGCAGGGUCACUUAUUGCUUGCUCUCCUGAAGUGGAUCCGAAGAUAGAGAAGCCUGAUGAGAUGGUUAAUGCUGGUGUUCUUGCAAGUCUUCAGAAAUUCCUACGCAAGUGCCUCAUAGCUGUCAUCUCAUAUGGCCCAAUGCCCAAGCACAUAGCCUUUAUUAUGGACGGUAACCGCAGAUAUGCUACAUUCAGAAGCAUCCAGCAAGGAGCUGGUCACAGGGUGGGUUUCUCUGCUCUUAUUGCAAAUCUGCUGUACUGCUAUGAAAUGGGUGUGAGGUACAUCACGGUGUAUGCAUUUAGCAUUGACAAUUUUAAAAGGGACCCAAGUGAGGUGCAGUCCUUGAUGCAGUUAAUGGAGGAAAAAAUCAAUGAGUUAUUAGACAGCCGGAGUGUGAUCAACAGGAUUAACUGCAAGAUCAACUUCUGGGGAAAUUUGGACCUGUUAGCUGAGCCAGUGAGGUUAGCAGCUCAGAAGCUGAUGGCAAGCACGGCUGCAAACACAGGUUUAGUUCUCUCUGUCUGCAUGCCAUAUAACUCGACUUCUGAGAUUGUCAAUGCUGCUAAUGAGGUCUGCGCAGAAAGGAGGGAGAUGCUGCAGAGAGAACAUGCCAGCGACUCUAAUGGUCAGGCUGCAAAUAACAGUGUGCAUUCAGAGAUUUCAGUGGCCGAUUUGGAUCGCCAUAUGUAUAGCGCUGGUUGCCCGGAUCCUGACAUUGUGAUUCGGACUUCAGGUGAGACUCGGCUGAGCAAUUUCCUCCUGUGGCAGACGACGUUCAGUCAUCUGCAGAACCCAGACCCCCUCUGGCCUGAAUUCUCGUUCAGGCAUCUUGUUUGGGCUAUAUUAAAGUACCAAAGAGCCUACCCUUAUCUGGCGCAGAACAAAAAUGUGGCAAAGAAGCAACUCUGAUUUGGUGUUGUUUGCAGGGGGAUACCUCAUACUUAGGGUGAUUAUAGCUAUAUCACAUCUAGCAUAUGCCAAAAUGAAAAUAGCUUACGGAGAUGUUUCAGGUCAUAAUGUACCUGCCAUUCUACUGAUUGUGUAACUGAUUUGAGCUUGUACACAUAUUUGUGAUUCCUGGAUUUGUACUGUAUGAAUACCUUUUUUUUUUAGCAGCUGUAUGAAUACCUUUACUAAGCAAAGUGCCUUGUCUCUCUGAAA